AUGCCCGCCAAAGUAUUCCUCACCGGCGCCACGGGCUACAUCGGCGGCGACGCCUUGUACCACAUCCACCAGGAACAUCCCGAUUUCGAGUACGCGCUCCUGAUCCGCUCCGAAGCCAAGGCCAAGAAAGUGCAGGUCGCGUACCCCAACGCCCGGAUUGUCAUCGGCGGCAAUGACGAUCUCGACUUACUGGCGCGUGAAGCCGCCUGGGCGGAUAUCGUCAUCCACACGGCGGAUUCAUCCGACCACGCCGACGCGGCGACGGCCAUCGCCAGGGGCCUGAUCCAGGGCCACUCCGCCUCACGACCCGGAUUCUGGCUCCACACCGGGGGCGCGGGAAUCCUGACGUACUUUGAUUCGGAGGUGAAGAAGACGUUCGGCGAGCACGACGAUAAAGUCUUCAAUGACUGGGAGGGCGUCGACGAGCUGGUGAACCUCCCCGCCGCGGCAUUCCACCGCAAUGUCGACGAGAUCGUGCUGGAAACGGGCACCAAACAUGCCGAUUCGGUCAAAACAGCGCUCCUCUGCCCGCCCACGAUCUAUGGGCCAGGUCGGGGGCCGGUCUCCGGGCGCGGACGACAGGUGUACGAGCUUGCGGCGUUUAUUUUGAAAGAGCAGUACUGUCCGUAUAUUGGGAAGGGGCUGUCGCGGUGGAAUAAUGUGCAUGUGCAUGAUUUGAGUCGGGUGUUUGGGCUGCUCGUGCAGGCUGCGUUGGAUCCAUCCUGCCACCAUGAUGAGGAGGUCUGGGGCGCGCGUGGGUACUAUCUCACGGAGAAUGGGGAGCAUGUUUGGGGUGAAUUGUCGGCGGCGGUUGGAGAAGAGGCGUUUAAACAGAAGUACAUUAAGGGGGGCCGGCCGGAGCUGAGGGCCUGGUCGAUUGAUGAGGCUGUAAAGUCGUCGGCUGGGUUUGAGGCGGCGAGCUGGGGCAUGAACUCGCGGGGGGUCGCGGUGCGAGCGAGGAAGGUUCUGGGUUGGAAGCCACAGGAAAGAAGUCUGAGCGAGGAGGUGCCGGAUAUUGUUCGAUCUGAGGCGACGAGGAUGGGGCUGUAA
This is a messenger RNA of Aspergillus aculeatinus CBS 121060, 1050 nucleotides long. RefSeq names its product NAD(P)-binding protein. The transcript has 2 exons. The coding region runs from base 1 to 1050 and encodes 349 amino acids. NCBI's taxonomy places the organism in Eukaryota, Fungi, Ascomycota, Eurotiomycetes, Eurotiales, Aspergillaceae. The record is from RefSeq and is a predicted model, not a curated record.